Rhipicephalus sanguineus (brown dog tick) is the source of this 1860-nucleotide messenger RNA. RefSeq lists its product as uncharacterized. Lineage: Eukaryota; Metazoa; Arthropoda; Arachnida; Ixodida; Ixodidae. The coding region runs from base 1 to 1860 and encodes 619 amino acids. The record is from RefSeq and is a predicted model, not a curated record. The transcript is spliced from 14 exons.
AUGGCCGCCGCGUUAGUGACAGAGAUUCUGUGCACCGUGGGCCAUAUUGCCGUUACGCCAAAUAUGUACCCGCCCGAAGGGCCGUGCCAGUACCUCUAUUACACGGACGUCGUCAUUGUGGGAAGCGAAAUACGGGCUUCACUCGUUCAAGAGAGCUGGAAGUUGUUCCAGAGGAAGGCCAGAAUAUAUCAAACAGUCAAGGCAGGCAUCGGUUUCGACUACCGAUACAUCUCCCGAGUGAAGAUAUACGCUGCCCGGCGGGAACUCCAUCAAUUGGCCCAGCAACGUCUAGAGCACUAUGGCUUGCUCAACGUAAUUACGAAGCCCGAUGAACUGAACGAAACAGUGGAAGCGAUGCAGCCAAUUAUAGAAGCACUCAAGGACGUACAGGACAACGAUCCUGAUAAGAAGACCGUGAUAGCGAUUGGUUCACUCACCUACAAACCCGUGGGUUUUGAGCUCGAGUACAAGCAGAUAAUCGAGAAUGUCGUCAACAACUUCAACGCCGACACGGUGAUCGCCAUAUCCUCGGUUAGCACGAUGGAAAGCAACGAAGAAUGCUACGCCGUGCCACCGAAUGUUCUCAGCUCACCGUCACCCGAAUUCCCUAGCCUCGAAACCCACUGGCCGUUAGUGAGCGCCAAUGCGACGUACGCAAGCGACAAGACGCUGGUGGGGCUCUCGUUCGAGAUGGGAACCCUGCUCUACAUCCUCGAGAGUGAAGCCGUCAGCCUGCACGUCGGCGCCUACGCAAAAUGCACGGACUUUGGCAUGACGAGUCGUGAGGCGAUCUGCGGGAAAAGGACGAGCACCUCCAUAAGAGAGCAAUUUCUGGAUGAGCCGUACGUCGUGUACGGCACGUUUAUAGACGACGAGACUCAGAAGCGCAUCGCCUUCGCGGAGUUCUUCACCAGCGGUCGAGACAAGUACUACAAGGCCAUCAAGAAGUACGGCUCCGUACGACGCCGACUCGCCUGGAUGCUGUUCAACGUUCACUUGGGGGACGCCAGAAAAAGAUGCGGUUCAGACGCCUUCACCAUCGUGAGGCUUAUCUGCCAACAGAUUCGCGGCAUUACAAAGGACACGGGAUCUUCAAGCGGGCUCUUUGCACUCAUUGUCACUGUAAUCAUAUUCAUUGGCAUAACCUCCUUGGUCGUCGUCCUGACCGCCGGAUUCCUGCACAACGCAGCGACACCACACGGUCCAACGCCUCCCAGAGUGACGACACCGUGGCCAGAAGCAAAAGAGAUGGUCUGCACCGUCGGUCACACGGCCGUGAUCGAUGCCAUGUACCCGCCCGAAACGAUCUGCCAGUACCUGUACUACACCGACGUGGUCGUCGUGGACGGCAAGAUCAUGGCCUCGUUGGAGCAGAACAGCUGGAAGCUUUUCCAGAAUAAGGCCCGGAAUUUCAACGAGCUCAAGCCGGGCGUCGCCUUCGACCACCGGUACAUCACACCGGAUCUGGUAGCUGACGCCAGGACAGACCUCAUCGCAUUGGCAGCGAAAAACAUACAGAGCUACGGCUUGCUGAAUGUCGUCCGCAAGCCCACUGAACUUCGCCGAAUCGUGCGGUCCAUGAAGCCGGUUGUAGAUGCUCUCAAGGACCUCCAGGGGAGUGAUCCUGAUGGGAGGACAAUCAUCGCAAUUGGAUCGUACGAUUACGGCCGUGUGGGUUUUAUGAACGAAUACAAAGACAUAAUCGAGGAAGUCGUCGAUACGUUCAAGGCGGACGCGGUCAUCGCCAUAUCUUCGGUCGGUUGGAUCGAGGACGAAGACAACUGCUACGCCACGCCACCGAAUGUCCUCAGCAGUGAGCUAACAAGGUUCCCAACCCUGGUGGGUAUCGGCGACUGCUAA